This is a messenger RNA of Durusdinium trenchii, 636 nucleotides long. The record is from the annotation of a GenBank genome assembly. Lineage: Eukaryota; Dinophyceae; Suessiales; Symbiodiniaceae.
AUGAGCAUCCUGAUGUCGAUUCUUCUUUUCUGGUAUGUGGCAGUGGACCAUCAAGCCUUCAAGAACACCAAGGAGAAGAAGCCGCGCUGGGCGGUCUCUGAGCUGAAGACCGGCCGCUUCCGUGGCGUCGCCAAGGUUUGCGCCGCCAUGGCGCCCAUUUGCACGGCCGGCUGCGUCAUGCAAUAUCGGUUGAGUAUUCAAAACUUCGAGCGUGUGGGUGGAAUCCUGAAGCAGACUUUGUCGAUGUUGGCGAAGGAGUCCGGAGAGGUGCAAAUGCCCUGGGGCUGCGUUUGGUACCUGAUCAUCGCCCUGGUCCAACUGGCCCUAGCCAUCGGCCUACUGCGUGGCCCACUGCGGAAGCCGGAGAUCCCACUGGCCAUGGACGUGGUGGACAUCCAACUGGAGACCUGGAGGACGCGGCAAGAGGAGAUGUCCUCCCAAGCUGCUUCCAGCAGCACCACCUGGCCCCAAACGACGCCGCCGCCCUUGCCGCCCACCCCCACGCCGCGACCGCCCUGGCGCCCGGCGAUGCCGCGGCAGCCGUGGCUGCGGCCGCCAGCGCGGUGGCCCUGGGGACAGCAGCAGCCGAUGGCGCCGCCGGCACCGGCGCCGGUGCAACCACCAGGAUGGAGAUAA